This is a messenger RNA of Haplochromis burtoni (Burton's mouthbrooder), 3187 nucleotides long. It is a transcript of the gene tmem265, whose product is annotated as transmembrane protein 265. The transcript has 2 exons. The record is from RefSeq and is a predicted model, not a curated record. Lineage: Eukaryota; Metazoa; Chordata; Actinopteri; Cichliformes; Cichlidae. Bases 247 to 1311 code for a protein of 354 amino acids.
UGCUCCACUUCUGACCGACUUCCCGGCUGCUCCGCACAGCCCGAGCCCGGCCGAGCAGCAGCAGCAGCAGCCCUGCACGGCUCUCUGCCCCCGCUGCUAUUUCAAAAGAUAAAUCGACAGCAGCAGACUCCGACACUGCGGGAGGCGACAGACCCAGAUCGAGCCUCUGCAACAGCCGCGGAUGCAGCCCGAAGAAGGAGAGAUUUGCCAUGCCAGAUCUGCACGGAGGAGGAAAUCUUGAUAAGCAUGGUGCCUACGCCCCAGGUGUGCGUAUCAACCCUGGUCACGGUGAGCACGAUGGCAGUGGUGGACCUCUACUUGCUGGAGCAGAGCAUGCUGGGAGCUCGGGGUCUUUCAGGACCUAGCGUGUGGCAAUAUGUGGCAGUGUUGCUGGGCGAUUUGGGCUUCCUGCUCGCGCUGCGCUUCGUCUCAGCUGGCGUGGUGUCUGAGGCGCGGUCGCCACGGCGUGGAUUUGCCAACGCCCUCUGGUUCCUGUUCCUGUCCCUGCUCCAGCUCAAGCUCUUCUUCGUCUGCCACAACUACAGGCAGGAGCGUCGGCCACCUGAUCCUCUGGCCAGAAAGACCCUGACGCUGCUGCUGUCCAUCUGUCUACCCUCCCUGUUUCUCAUCCUGACAGGAGCUGACCACAUGACUCCGCAGCGGAGGAAGCAGGAGGUGCGGGGCCGGCUCCUCUGGGUGGUGGUUGACUUGCUGGAUGUGUUGGACCUGCAGGCGGGGCUGUGGGAAGCCCAAGGAGGGUCUGCAGCCGGCACUGGAGGGAUUGUAGAGCAGAGGCUGCCCAUUUGGGCUGAGGGUCUGGUUUUCUUUUACUGCUAUGCCCUCCUGCUGCUGCUGCCGUGUGUGGCACUCACAGAGCUGGGAGCCACUGGUCUGCCAGGACAGAGAGGACCCCGCAAGGAGGCUUUGUACCCUUGGCUUAGCUUGGUCACUAUCAAUAUUUUCACCUUAGCCCUGAGGGGUGCAGGGAUGCUGUGGUAUAGGGACCCCCGCGUGUCCACUGUGUUUCUGGGCAAGAACCUGCUGGCUCUGGCUGUGAAGCUGAACUCAGCCUGGGAGAGACAUAAACAGGAGCGCGGUGCUGCAGGAGGCGGGACUGUGGCAGGAGCAGAACCGGGAGACUCGACCUUGCCAAACACGGGUACAGAGCAGGGAGAGGGCCAGGCCCAGGGGAAAGCUCCUCCCUCUAAUUAUCACACACUGUCUCAUUCUCAAAGCCACUCGCUCUCCCACGUCAGCCUGGAGCCCACAGCGACGCCUUUAGGACCCUCUUUCAUCUCCCAUGAACUUUAGAGAAUCACUCUGAACGUGCACGCGUACGUACAGGCGUGCACCACAACCACAGUGAAAAUUCACGCUGGUAUCACAUCCAAACAGAUAACUGUACUGAAUUUCAGUACAACAGCGGAGGUUAUAAUGCAGAACUGUGGAAUUGCAUUUGGCAAGUUUGGCUUUGUGCACAUCUUGUUGUGCUCAGAAUAACUCUAAAAGCAGUGCCGUGAUUUGUGGAUGUGUAUUUUUAAAAGUCAACACUGUGAACCCAUCUGUCAGAUUGUAAAGACUUUUUCAGAAAUGUGUGCUGAAGUCUGCUAUUGUUCAUCGUGGUUUAAUCUUGAUUUCGCUGUCAUCACGUUUGUGGAAUUGCAUUGUCAGAUUUGUUUUUUUCCCCCCCUUUUUUAAAGAAUUCUGCUUUCCUGAUAAAUAUCUGCUAUCACUGAUUCAUUGCAGCUGUUUAGGGGCGCGAAACAGAAAUUUGUUGCACAGAUUCAUGAGGUUUCAGGAAAAAAAAAAAAAUCAGACUCGACUCUCUUCUGCCAAAAGACCAUUAGAUGCCAAAACACAGCUUCUGACCUUUCAGCGUACAUUUUCUCACUUCACUUCACAGUGCAGAGAAACAGGGAAAACUUUAAUACACAGAAGUGGUGAUUCAUUUUUUUCCUUCAAUACCACAGAGCCAACAUUCAAAAGCCAUCUACCACUAAGAACUCUUCACCGUGCUUCAGUAUGUUAAUGCACAGUCCAACCUGAUGACCCUUUAAAUCAAAGUCUAAUCACGAUUGCAGGUGAUUCUACUUUAAGAUUUCCUUUUUUUACAUGCCCGAAGAGGUACAAUUAUACAGUUUUUCACAAUAUUGUAAUAGGAUGAGGAUCUCAGAUUUUUUCCCCCCUCUUGUAUUCUAUAAUAGAUUUAAUUUUCCCAUGACUUCCCAGAUAUAUUCUGCAGGGUCCCUGCACCAAGGUUGUUCUCUCAUUGAUAUUAUGUACUAGUUUGUCUUGUCUGAAAGAAAAUGUUAAUGAGAGGAAUCAGUCACUUUGUCAUUUAGUUGGAGUGAAAACCUGCAGACUCACGGGCAUCACCGUAGAACAUUGUUUACAAUUUUUAUGGCAUGUUUUAUCUAACUUAAAUGCACAUGAGUUAGGUAGACUUCACUUCAACAUCUGGCAAAUAUACAAAUGUGUCAACGUUUCCUGUUUAAAUCAUCCAGCAGCAAUUUUAACAAACAACAAAAUGUACGCAAGUCAAGUUGCCAGCUACAAAAGACGCUGUUUGCAGUAAUGCAAUCUUUCAUCGGCUGGGCUUAAAGGUGGGCAUCGAGCAUUUUGCGUCAUCUUUGUGUACAGUACAGCUCUUUUUUUACUAAAUUGUUUACCAAGACUGAAUACCAAUGUAAGUAAUCCCUUUAGAGGUUCAAAAUGCAUUUAAAACUCGUGUUUUUUGUGAUCUCUUCUUGUCCUAAAGUGUCAUUCAUUCCAGCCAUGUAUCCAACCGUCAAAUGUCUUUUUUCAUUUUAUAUAUAUAAAAAAAGAAUCAUCUUUUUAAUUCCAUUUCAAAAAUGGGUGAAUCCAUUCAUUCACAAACUUAUCAAGAUGCCGGGCAAACGUUGGAGUGUGGCUCAGAGCGGCAGGCGUAAAGGAUGUACAGUACAGUCAAGUGCCUUGUUUCCUCAUGGUGCAACGAGCCCCUCGGUUCUCGUACACAUUAUGUGUACCAUGUGGAACUUGGACAUAUGCCAUGUGUAUACUGUGAAGUUAUUCCACAGCUGUUUUCAGCUACACCUCCAGGACAGACCGCAAACUAAUAAAGUAUUUCAUAGUCGCCUAGUGUUGACAGUUCAUUGGCCAUUACAAAGAGGCAUUAUUGGCAGAAAAUCGCGCGCGCGCGCACACA